Drosophila yakuba is the source of this 3564-nucleotide messenger RNA. It is a transcript of the gene foi, whose product is annotated as zinc transporter foi. The transcript is spliced from 6 exons. Gene Ontology annotation, cellular component: membrane. Gene Ontology annotation, molecular function: zinc ion transmembrane transporter activity. Gene Ontology annotation, biological process: zinc ion import across plasma membrane; intracellular zinc ion homeostasis. The record is from RefSeq and is a predicted model, not a curated record. NCBI's taxonomy places the organism in Eukaryota, Metazoa, Arthropoda, Insecta, Diptera, Drosophilidae. The coding region runs from base 567 to 2693 and encodes 708 amino acids.
UUGUUAUAACAAAAUUGUUUUAGUUGCGGAUUUUUUGUGUUUGGCGGUGUGAGCGAAAGAGAGAUGGCUGCUGCGGCAUAUGUUUAGCGUGUCCAGAUAAAAAUGUUUACAGUUAGCCCGCCCUUGCGUAAUUGAGCCCGUGUUGGUGUUGGUGCUGGUGGCCGCAUCCCGUACUCCGUAUCCGUGCAAAUCUCGCCGCUCAAUGCAGAUUCGAUUUCCCGUGAUUUGUAAUUGACACUCGGCGUUAUCUCGACGGCCUCUUUAACACACGCCCACCGCAUCGGCCAAUUCUAUAGAUCCCAGAAUCGUCCAGCAUUAUCUUCGAUCCCGCAAUAACUCUAGCAAUUGUGUGAGUGCGUGUUAGUGUUACGGUGUGUGGUGAUGUGCUAAACAGUCCGGCAAAUUUACGGAUCGAAAUAAGCGAGUGAAUUGACGACUGACUGAUCGGUGGAUAUAUAAUGAUUGUAGCCAACCGAGCUGGGCAGUAAACCGAAACGAGAGUCAGAGUCAGAGACAUUAGCAUUAGUCCCAGGAGUGGAAGAACGAGAGCAAGUCGGGCCUGAAAAAUGGCGCGUCACAUUAUGGCCGUAUGCGUGGUGUGCCUACUCUGUGCACACCGCCUGCACUGUCAGGAUCACAUCGAGAGUCUGCUGGGCCCGGGCUCGCUGGUCACGGCCCAAAACAGCCAGGAACAGCUGAAUGCCCGCGUCUACACGAACCUGAGUCCCUCCAGUGAAACCACCGAUCGGCGACAGCAGCGAUCCGCUUCUGGCGACGACGAUACCUCUAACUACAGCAUCAGCCCGCCAUCGAGAAGAGAAAAGCGCCAUGCCGGCCAUGGGCACGAUCACACAUCCGAAUUCGAAUCCCGCGUCCCGCAGAUCACCCAGUACUAUCUCGAGAAGCUUAUGGCCCGGGAUGAGCUGAUGAACAGCAGCGUAUUCGAUGGCCUACUUAAGCAGCUCAGCCUCAACGCGUUGGUCAGUGGGGCAAGUGAAGGAACUUGCGUUCCAGCUAGUCGCCUUGUGCAUCAUGUCCAGCCCCACUAUAAUCAUCCCGUUCAUGAUGAAGUAGAAGAUCCCAAUUUGCAGCUGAACAACUGCACGCUUAUGCAGAAUGACACCACCUCCAACGUCAUAUGCGCACCCCUGCUCAACAACAACACACAACCACUCGAGGAAAAGGCCAAGAGCUUUACGCUGAGCGAUAUGGACUUGCUCCAUCUGUGUCCGAUACUCCUGCAUGAGGUGGCAGCCCAAAACGGCGGAUGUAUAGAACCUGUUGUCCUGGCCGGCAUUGAUAGCACGGAAAUACUGCUAGAGAACAAGGAUAUAUUUUAUGUGUGGAUCUAUGCUUUCAUUUCCGUAUUUGCCUGCGGCAUCCUCGGCUUGGUAGGCGUGGCCAUCAUACCGUUUAUGAAUUCCCGGUAUUACAAAUACAUCAUCCAAUAUCUGGUAGCGCUGGCCGUGGGUACGAUGACUGGCGAUGCCCUGCUGCACUUGCUUCCUCAUUCUCUUGCAGGCCAGGAUGAGCGGGGGAUGAUCAUGAAAGGACUGGGUUGCCUGGGUGGCAUCAUCUUCUUUUACGUGAUGGAGCAUGCGCUGACCAUGAUCUCCGAGUGGCGCAAGAGCGUGGAGAAAAAGGAGACGAAGAAACCAUCGCGGGCGAAGGUGAUGCGUGAUCCCGACUCGUCGGUUAACAAUUCGGUGGCUGGCGACAAGAUCUGCAAGCAAAAGUACAGCUCGUAUCCAUAUUGCUAUGACGAGAUCACCAUGAACAACAAGCAGAGUGAGUGGAUGCACCUGCCCGGCGAUGGAGUGAACUCGGCGGCGGGCGCUGGCGGAGAUGCUCCUUCCGCUUUGGAGCUGCGUAACGGUGUGGGCGAUCACGAUGGCUCCAAUGACAUGGCCGCCGCUGCCGAAUCCCUACUAUCAACGCUGCACACGAACUGCGUGGAGAUGAAUCACCAUAAUCACAACCACAAGCACAACAGCCACCAGCAGAGUCAUGAGGGCCAGGACAACAACACAAUUGUCACCGAUCUGGACGGAAACGCGGUGUACGCAGCAAACAGUGCUAAGGAUAAGGACGGCCGGAAUGAUCAUGUGACUGUGAUCCUGCGGGAGCACGAGUCCUCACAUCACGGUCACAGUCAUCGCCAUGGACACGUCCAUUCGCCGCCGGAAACGUUGAGUGCCGUGGCCUGGAUGAUUAUUAUGGGUGAUGGUCUGCACAACUUUACGGAUGGCAUGGCCAUUGGUGCUGCCUUUGCGGAAAACAUUGCCGGCGGCUUCUCCACAUCGCUGGCUGUCUUUUGCCACGAAUUGCCACACGAGCUGGGUGACUUUGCCAUUUUAAUUAAAGCGGGCAUGUCGGUGAAGUCGGCCGUCUACUACAACCUGUUGACGGGAGUCCUGAGUUUCAUCGGCAUGAUCUUUGGCAUUGCCUUUGGCCAGUCCCCCGAUGUGGCCCAGUGGAUGUUCGCCGUGGCGGCGGGUCUGUUCAUUUACAUUGCCCUAGUCGAUAUGAUGCCAGAGAUCUCGGCCUCGCACAAAUCAGUGGGCCAGUUCCUGCUGCAGAUUCUCGGCAUGCUCAGCGGAGUGGGGAUAAUGCUAUUGAUUGCCCUUUACGAGGGCGAUCUGAUGAGCGCGUUUGGCACAAGGGGAGGAGCAUCUCACCAGCACGCGCAUUAAUAGCAUAAGUGAAAUUGUAACCAACCGGAUCGAAUCUUGUAGCGUAUUAUGUGAAUUGCAGCAAAUCUUGUGUAUUAACUGCAUUUUUUCGCCAAGCCUAUAGGACCUCUUGAAUUAUUAUUUUUUGUAUAGUUUCAUUACAUUGUUGUUUACAUUACUCCAGGAAGUUACACAGAACAGAACCACAGACACAGCCGGUUUUCGCUUAUCAAACGCAUUUGUUAUCCAGUUUAUGAAACACACAACCACACACCCACACACAAGCGAGGCAAUUCAGCAAACUCGUUUUAUUUUCGUUCCUAAUUUUCCCUUUUUGAACUGCGUUCGAAUCCAUUUCACACCCAAUUUAGUGUAAGAUGUCUUGAAAUUGGCUAGUUUGUAAAGUGAUCUUGAAUUUAGAUGAAACCAUUUAAAAAGCAUGCCGAGAUAGUUGCUGUCAAAUGAGAAUAAGAGAACAGAAAAUGGAUUGGAUCUGGAUCCCAUAAUCCUCUAAUUACUGAUCUUAUACGCAGAAGAAAAAAGAACCUAAAAAUUACGAUAUAUAUAUUGUAGGAUAUGUAUACAUGCAUAUACUUUUUGUAUUUUGUAGUCUAGAGUGCGCACGUUUCCUUUAUGCGAGUUUAACAUUCUAAACCCAGAAUCAAGGGAUGUCCACCACUGUUAUGAUUUCUGACAGUACUUAACGACUUGAACGCAUAUUAUUUCCACUUCUGGAAAUGUACACAAAACCCAUUUAAGCUUAAUUUAUUAUCGUAUUUGUAAUAAAUUGAAAAGAUUAUUAUAAUGCACCGUCAUGCAUAAUUUAGAUUUUCGCUACCCUGUAGCACCUUCGUUUAAUUAUGAUUUUGUAAUAAACCAAGCUAAAACAAAA